Varanus komodoensis (Komodo dragon) is the source of this 1444-nucleotide messenger RNA. It is a transcript of the gene IL27, whose product is annotated as interleukin 27. The transcript is spliced from 6 exons. Gene Ontology annotation, biological process: regulation of T-helper 1 cell differentiation; regulation of T cell proliferation. Gene Ontology annotation, molecular function: interleukin-27 receptor binding. The record is from RefSeq and is a predicted model, not a curated record. NCBI's taxonomy places the organism in Eukaryota, Metazoa, Chordata, Lepidosauria, Squamata, Varanidae. The coding region runs from base 608 to 1312 and encodes 234 amino acids.
UAGGUAACAAGCAAAUGUCCUUUCCCCCUCUAAAAUCUCAUAACUAUCUUCCGAAAAUGUGCAGUAGAAAAGUUGGACCUUGAGGUCACCAAUGUCAAACUGGAGUGUUGACCUACAUUAUUCAGUGUAACAAUGAAGACUUGCACUGGGGGAAUCUUUGUCUUCCUUUCUUCCAAUUAUUACAAGUACAUUUUGGGCUGAGGUUAUUUUUGACAAUGCUCUUGUUUAGAGGACAUCAGCAAGGAUUUUUUUUGGGGGGGAGUGAUAAAAGUGAGGAACAGAAGUCAGCAGAGAAACUUAAAAACAAGGGAAUGUGGGUGAUGUUGGAAAAGCCCAGGAUGAGAGAGCUCUCCGAAGAUUCUGGGGACAUCCCACUUCACGUGGGUUGUCGAAGAACUGACUUUACCAAAAUGCUCUGCGCUGGUUUCUUUUUCCCUCAGGAGAAAAAGGGGAAAUUGCAAGCUAGUCACUCUACAUCAUUAUUAAGCCCUUCCCCGAAACUAGCAAGAAGAUCACCAAACAGAAGGUUCUCAGGGAUGGAGUGCUGGACCAGACAUUGCCUCUUCAGACAGACAGGCGGAUACCCCACUAAUCCAAGAACCUCCAAAUGCAUCUGCGUGGUACAAGCCUCCUUCUCCACAUUGUACUCAGUUCUUACUUCCAUGCUGCCUUCUCUGUGCGGCUCCAGGAAGAGAAGGGGUUCGGGUAUGAGGCAACCCUGGCACGUCAGAAGAAGUUGCAAAAAGAAUUUGGCAGCAGCUUAAAACUCUCACGGCACCUUCUCCAGAACACAAAGACCCUUACGCAUCUCUACCACUCUCACUAUCUGCCUGGAGUUCGGUUUGAUCUUCUGCCACACUCAGAACAGCUUCCCUCCGUCAGUCUGGAUCUCCGCACAUGGCUUUCUCUUCCAGAUGCCGCACGCCUGUCCAGGAUUUCCAAAAUGCUGCCAUUCUAUCAAGCGUUGGUCCAACAGCUGAGUGACCAUGAAGCAAUCAAAAAAUCCUCCAUAUUCGUUUCUCAGUUUGAUGAUCUCAGUUUAAACCUCCGAGACUUGAUUCAUCAUGUGAAUUACCAGAUCUCCCUUAUGGACCUGCCUGCUGAAUACCAGUCCAAAGCAACAAUCAGUCCCGCUCAGAUCCAUUGGUACCACAGUCAGUGGAAGAACCAUCAGAAAAUAUAUGUCAUCUUACGCUCACUGGAGAACUUUCUGUGCCGUGUCACACGGGAUUUUUUGAUGCUCAAGAUUAGGGUGGCUAAAGGAACGUCUUUCCCCCAGGAUACCAGGACUUCCACAUCUCAGCCACUCUGACCCCUCCUUCCAGCCAGCUAGAAAGUGCUGACAUCUGGCAUCCAGAUGUCUGCAUUCUCCUAAUAAUUUAUUGACAUAACCUAUUGUUUAUCUAAAAUUAUCUAAUUUAUACAUAUUUAUUUUUUCUACAAA